AUGCUUAUCGUAGAAGUAUCACACCUAAUACGAAAAAGGUUUUACGUGAUUUUACGUGAUACAAAUCACAGGCACCGGUUGUUUAGUAAACAAUAUUCCGAAAUAGAUUCACGACCACCCCGGAAAAACUACAACCAGCUUUCAUCUAACGAGAAACUCGAUAACAAACAAAGUGAAGAUAUUCAUAUCAAGGAAGCUGAGAUAGAUUCAGAUGCAAGUAGUACUGACCUGGAUGAGCGAGACACCCGUGGAGUCUGCCCGCCCUGUGCACACGACCGAUACAACAAUAAUAUACGACAAACGCACGAUGACUUCAGUGACGACACAGACUAUGACGAGGGAUUGACUUGCAAUGUUUGCGACAGAUCGUUUCCCUCACGUCGUCUGCUAAGCGACCACCAACAGAAAAAGAGGCACUUUGGAUGCAGCUCGUGCGACAGUCUAUUUCCAUCUCUGAUGGCACUCGAGCACCACAAGGAAGAGUUCCAGCACUGGAGUGACGACUCUUGCUGUGACGCGUCGCGACACUCUUCUGACAGCGAGUCGGACGACUGUCGUGAUGAUGGUAGACUCAUAUAAUGCCGCCAUCUCAUUAUUGCCGGGGACAGGCCGCAGCACUUGGGCACUUUUGUUUAAUAAUAACUCCUAGUAUGGAGUACCAAGAUAUGAGAAGAAGAUAGUGCCAAAUUUCAAUAAAGUGCUAAUUCCAACUGCUACUAAACAAAGUUAAAAUUACUGUAAAAUUUUAAGUGCAAUGAAACAUCCAACAGCAGUCUCACAAAAUUUAUAGAUUGUACUCUAGCCUCAAGAAUUCCAAAUUAUGUGUACCAAAUUGCACUAAAAAUAAUUACAGGACAACAGGGCCUAUUGUUCAAAGCAUUAAAAAUAUCAAUAAUAGAAAUAUGUACUAAAUGUUAUAUUUAACUGAAGAUUUUACAUAUCAAUGUUUAGGUGUUGCUUUCUGUGAAGUUAUUCCCGGCAAUAAUGCAUAUAAACGCGUUUACGACUGAUCUGUAAAUAUUAUAAUAGGAGCUUGUGAACGUUUUGAAUAUAAGAAACUUGUUUAUACAAUUCGUUCACGACCUUAAAGUACUGUAUAUCUGCACUCGCCUUAGAUCACCCAUAUUGUUUUUAGAUAUUAGACGCCACAUUAUUUUACCAUAUAGUCAGGCCUCACCGUUAUAAGAUAAGCGUAAAAUAAAUAAUACUCAAAUCAUUUUAAAUGAAUUAUUUAUAAAGUAGGCGCUGUUCACAUUUAUAUUUUUUAAGGUGAGAGCAGUUUACUGUUUGUAGCAGUAGAUACGUAAUGACUGCAUGGUAUUAAUUUUUUUUUACACCAGUUUAAAAUGCUACGAAUAUUAACUAGAAAGGUAUAGAUUUUAAACAGGGCAUAUAUACAUGUCAGAGAACAAGGUUUCAAAUAUUUUUGUAUAGAAAUAUUUCUAACUAGAUUAAAAUUAUGAAUCAUCUUAUUAACCUCUUUUAACUAGUAAUUAGAAUGUCAAAAUUUGGUAAAUGUUGUAAA
This is a messenger RNA of Pieris brassicae (large cabbage white), 1525 nucleotides long. RefSeq lists its product as uncharacterized. The transcript has 5 exons. NCBI's taxonomy places the organism in Eukaryota, Metazoa, Arthropoda, Insecta, Lepidoptera, Pieridae. The coding region runs from base 1 to 579 and encodes 192 amino acids. The record is from RefSeq and is a predicted model, not a curated record.